Molecule: messenger RNA, 1551 nt
Organism: Fonsecaea pedrosoi CBS 271.37
Lineage: Eukaryota; Fungi; Ascomycota; Eurotiomycetes; Chaetothyriales; Herpotrichiellaceae
Exons: 3
Coding region: 1-1551 (516 amino acids)
Biological process (GO): proteolysis
Molecular function (GO): dipeptidyl-peptidase activity; serine-type exopeptidase activity
Source: RefSeq, a predicted model, not a curated record
AUGCCCGUCGACCAUUUCCACAAUAUAUCCCGCUAUGAACCCCAUACGAACUCCACUUUCCAACAGCAUUACUGGGUCGACAUCAGCAACUACAUUGAAGGAGGUCCGGUGAUUAUCCAUGCCAUCGGCGAAGACAAUCCCGACUAUGACCUCGAAUGGCUACAGAAGGGAAUACUCCAUGACCUGGCCAAUGCGACUGGUGGUGUCGCUGUCCUCUGGGGUCAGAGAUACUACCCCGGAGGCUAUGACAUUGUCCCGGACCAUCGGUGGACCCGGGAAACUCUUCGCUUCCACAGCACGGAACAAGCCUUAGCGGACCUCGCACACUUUGCUCAGAGAGCCUCGUUCUCCGGCUUGGAAGACAGGGACCUCACAGCGCCAGGCACUCCUUGGAUCAUCCUCGGCGGCUCAUACGGCGGUGUCGUGUCCGCGUUCACCCGAAUCCAAUACCCAAACCUCUUCUGGGGCGGACUGUCAUCCUCGGGAAUCACCACUGGAAUGCUCGACCACUGGCAGUUUUUCGACCUCAUACGACGCCACGCACCGCCGAAAUGCGUCGAGGUUCAACAACAACUCACCAAUCUGAUGGACAACGUCUACGAAAGCGGCAACGAAACAGCCUUGUCUCAGCUCAAGGCUGCCUUCAACGUCUCCGACUCCUCGACAUAUCCCGACCUCGCGUUUCUGCUGACCAGUCCCUUUUCGGCGUGGAAUCGAGCGUGGCAUAGAGCGACUGCCCCUUUUGAUGGUCCGGGUUCCUACUGUGACGUCUUGACGUCUGCGACUUCGCGAUACCAUACUAUAGAAGCCCUACGUGCGAUCGCGCGCUCUCUUCUCACUUACGCGAACGAGACGGCCACUCCAGCCCCCUCGACCCUGUACCACCCGCUGCUCAACCUCUUUUCGCACAUCCGCAAAACCCAGACCUACUGCUCCGGCAGAGCCGUGCACGAGUGUCUCUCGCUCAACCGCCCCUCUCCGUUUGGCUGGCUCGUCUGCACCGAGACCGGCGGUUUCGCGACCGGCUACACGCCCGGCGCCGCGGGCCGUCCGCACGCGCUGCCCUUGGUCUCGCGGACCCUGUCACCCGCAUACUUCCUCGACAGGUGCAGGAGGACGUACAACACUACGCGCGACGAACCGCGGCUCGACCGGCUGAACCGCUACGGCGGCGUCAACCUGUCGUACCCGCGCCUCACCCUCUCCACCGGUGAGCUGGACUUCUACCGCGGUCUGGGCCCGCUGGCCGAGUUUCUGGAGAACGGCGACCCGAAUCCCCGGCUGCGCGGCGUCAACAACGAUAGCUACACCGGUGGUGGUGGUGGUAAUUAUGAUGGCAGUAAUGAUGAUGGUGACGAUGAGGUGUUGUCAACCGACACGAACGCCCCCGAACUCGUCAUCGAGGGUGCCUUCCACGAGUGGGAUUUCCCAGGCCUGUUCCCCAACGAGACAACCGUGAAGAUGCCCCUGGCGGUGAAACGGGCUAAGGCUACGGAAAUCGAGACUGUCAUGGCGUGGUUGAAAGAAUGGAAUGCUACGCGUGGGUUGUAA